AUGGAUGUCCUACUAGCCUUACAAAGGGCACCUACACCUCCAUCAUCGUCUAACCCUCUUUCAACAUCACAAAAUGGCGCGCCGCCAUUAGCCCAGAAUGGCUCGGAAGCCAACCUCGCUACGCAAAACAACUUGCGAACCCAGGCGGAAGGACAAACAGUCGCCCCGCUCCCUUCGACGGCUCCCAGCCAAAUACCCCCACCGCAAGUUGGAUCCAUCAGCGGAGCUCCCACCGUAGUGACCUCGACUAGCUCUCUUGCUCUCCCGGUAGAUCAGACCCCUUCCCAGCCAUUAACAUUAGAAGUAGCAAAAGAGCACAUACACAGUCUACUUCAGACAAACAAAGGUCACAUCCCCGCCUCCCCAGAAUUGGACCUCCGUCCCCCUUACCCUAUUCACAUCGCAAGUCUUCCAUAUCCAGCGGGAUAUACAGUACCCAAGUUUGUUCGCUUCGACGAACGAAAAGGGAACGCCAAGGAGCAUGUUUCACGCUUUCUUGACGCCCUUGGAGCUCAUCGAGAGGACCGAAACCUCCGCAUGAGGGAAUUCUCCAAAUCCCUCACAGAUCGAGCAUUCUCAUGGUAUGCUAACCUCGCUGCUGGCUCUAUUUCUUCAUGGGAAGACUUGGUAAAAAAAGUUUUACAUCAAGUUCUUCUACGUUGA
This is a messenger RNA of Camellia sinensis, 663 nucleotides long. NCBI's taxonomy places the organism in Eukaryota, Viridiplantae, Streptophyta, Magnoliopsida, Ericales, Theaceae. The record is from RefSeq and is a predicted model, not a curated record.